AUGCGAUUGUGCGCACCUGUACUAGAAAUUGACUAUCUCAUCUGUGGAGACUGUGGCAAAGAAUUCAUGGAUUCCUACCUUAUGCAGCACUUUGAUUGGGCAACAUGUGAUAAUUGCAGAGAUGCUGAAGAUAAACAUAAGCUUAUAACAAGGACAGAAGCAAAAGAAGAGUAUCUUCUUAAAGACUGUGACUUAGACAAGAGGGAGCCAGUGCUUAGAUUCAUUGUGAAGAAAAACCCUCACAAUCCACGAUGGGGUGACAUGAAACUCUAUUUAAAACUGCAGGUAAUCAAGCGUUCUCUUGAAGUCUGGGGUAGUGAAGAAUCAUUGCAAGAAGCAAAGGAGCUGCGCCGUGACAACAGAGAAAAGAUGAAACAGAAGAAGUUUGAUAAGAAAGUUAAAGAGCUCCGCCGUGCUGUGAGGAGUAGUUUGUGGAAGAAAGACGCUAGUAUCCACGAACACGAGUAUGGACCAGAAGAGAACAUUGAUGAAGAUACAUAUAAAAAGACAUGUACUAUAUGUGGCCAUGAAUUAACUUAUGAGAAGAUGUAGUGUUAAUUUUUUUUUUUUAAAUUCAUUAUCUUUCUAAUAUUUUGUAUUAAAGUCAAAUAAAUGCUAAUUAUUAACAAAUUGUUGCCAAA
This is a messenger RNA of Apaloderma vittatum (bar-tailed trogon), 641 nucleotides long. RefSeq names its product xeroderma pigmentosum, complementation group A (gene XPA). Gene Ontology annotation, cellular component: nucleotide-excision repair factor 1 complex. NCBI's taxonomy places the organism in Eukaryota, Metazoa, Chordata, Aves, Trogoniformes, Trogonidae. Gene Ontology annotation, molecular function: damaged DNA binding. The record is from RefSeq and is a predicted model, not a curated record. The transcript is spliced from 5 exons. Gene Ontology annotation, biological process: UV-damage excision repair; nucleotide-excision repair involved in interstrand cross-link repair; nucleotide-excision repair, DNA damage recognition. Bases 1 to 552 code for a protein of 183 amino acids.